UUGAUUACAUAACAUUAGAAUGAUCUAUUAUUUAAAAUCAAUUUGCAGGUAACUUUUGGUUAGCAUACAUCUUCACACCGAUAAAUACCUAUUUUUUAUUUAGAACUAUACCGAUAUUAGAUUUGUUCCAGUACCAGUAGAAAGUGGAAGUACUCCGGAGCAAACAGAGAGAAAAUCGUUCCUAUGUUCUCUUCUCUUUUUUCUUCUUCCGUUAGCAAGCUGGAGUAAAAAGCAAGUAUUUUUUGCUUCUGUUUGCUCCGGAGCAACUUCUGUGUACUAUAGAACAAACUUAUUAUACAAAACCAUCUGACAACGCUGCUCUAAAGUGAGAAGUGCUCUUCAAACAUCGAUGACAUCUUUUUUGUUUUUUUCCUGUUUCCUCUACCUAUCUGUUGUUUUUCAUCCUGCCAAGGAAUCCAAAAACAUCAGCUGUCUCCCGUUUCCCGAGAGUUCUUCGACCAGUUUUGCUUUCAAAAUGAAGAAAAAACUACAGUUUAACUUCACCAGGCACAAUCAUCAGAAUGACAUGCAGGAAAAUAUUUUUAUUUUACCGUUCAGUAUGAGAAACAUUUUACAAAUGAUAAUAGUGUAUGCCCAAAAGGUAUUUGUGCGGAUCUGUAAAUCCGGUUUUUGUGGAAUAAUUCAACCAAGGGCUAUGAUGUAGCAGCGGUGGAGAGUAAGUCCAAUCAUACGGCUUCAUCCCACCCCGGCAGCAGAUGAGCGCUGGCGAAUGUUCUCAGCCACCUGGAGGAGGAGGUUCAGCGCGGAAGAAAUGUUACCAGACAUCGCCGAUCUGGUGUCUGGACUUUUUCGAUAAUUUCAUAGAGAUUGGGUGUGCAGAUGGGCGGUUGGAGUUCUGGGAGGGAACGACUGGUAACUUCAAGGGUAUAUAUGAAGCCGAAAACAUGGGGUAACUAACAUAAAGCUCGCCGGUUACAAAGUGUUAGUUGCACGGUUGAGUGGACGAAUUGAUUCUCUGAGACUAGAAACGUACACGCAAGGUUGUCAGAUCGAUUGGGGUUUACGUCUGCAUAUGGGCGAAGCAAGUCCUAUGUUUCAAGCAAUUUUUUAAGCUCACCCCACGUACGCACCGAUUCGGCAGGAAGCAUUAGUUUAUUUCGGGAAACCGUCCACAGCGUUGCCAGCUCAACACAACGCAUCCGAGGAGGAGCUUCGAUGUAUUCUGGAGUUUCACCAGCAGGGUUACCGGUGACAUGUUUGGAAGUGGCGGGCGCUACAGUCAUGACUGGCAGCCAGGGCCACACUGUUAAAGUGUUCCGACUCGAUAGCUACCUAAUGCAGUUCACCUUAAACGGCCUAACUUAAGUGAAAAUAUUCAAAGCAGUGCUGCCCAAACGCACAUUUUAAGUCCCACCAUUCUUGCUGAGAAUGUCCUUGCUUGCGCUACGUCCUUUGCUGUCUAGAAAUAGAAUCCAUUCCGUAUAUUUGUUUCGCCUGACCACUGCCAUCGUUACUGUGCCGGUGCAGCAAGUUCGUUGCUACGCCGAGGGUAAGCGAUCACCUGGAUCCAGUUCACUAGCAGCGUCAGCCUCCGGUCGGACCGAUGUUUCUACGGACAUCAAACCACUCGGAGAGCGGGUUAAGGAGAACACUAAAACCGCUAGUUAUAUGGGAGUGAUUCUGCUCGGAGUGGGCGUUACGGGGAUACUGUUCUACGCUAUCUUCCGUGAGUUGUUUUCUUCUAAUAGUCCGAAUAGUGUGUAUACGGAUGCACUGGAACGGGUGAAAAAUGAAGCCAAGGUGAAGGAUUCUCUGGGGGCUCCGAUCAAAGGUUUCGGUGAGGAAAACAGCAGAGGACGGAGGAAACAUGUGGCACACACAACUUACGUUCGGGAUGGUGUUCAGUAUUUGCGGAUGCAGUUCUACGUUCAGGGAAUUAGGAAUAAGGCUACAGUGCAUUUAGAAAAGAAAAUGAACGAAUCGGGUGAUUACGAAUAUCGAUACUUGUUUGUGCAGCUAGACUAUUACCCACACACAACAAUUAUUCUUGAGGAUAACAGACUUAAACAAGACGGACAAAAAUUGGAAAGCGGUCUGCAACCUAUUUUUUAGGUAACAAUUGAACACUACUCAAAAUGCUCAUGAGAUUCUGUAAAUAUAUGUAUAGUUUCGCAAAGUUGAAGAAAAAUAUUAGAUUGGAAGUAGCUACAAGCAUAAAAA
Molecule: messenger RNA, 2181 nt
Organism: Topomyia yanbarensis
Lineage: Eukaryota; Metazoa; Arthropoda; Insecta; Diptera; Culicidae
Product: mitochondrial import inner membrane translocase subunit Tim21
Exons: 5
Coding region: 1390-2073 (227 amino acids)
Biological process (GO): protein import into mitochondrial matrix
Cellular component (GO): TIM23 mitochondrial import inner membrane translocase complex
Source: RefSeq, a predicted model, not a curated record